AUUGUUACCUCUCGAACUUCACAGAUGGUGAAGGUUUAAUAUUUAAAAUCACGUGCGCUUAGAAAAGCACCAAAACUAACUAAUCACAACCAACAGUACUGUCUGAGUACGCGGAGACGACUGUGAUAGCUGAUCACUUAGAGUCCUUCGUAGAAACAUGCCUCGCUCCUUCAUGAUCAAAAAGACGCGGGGGCGACGAUCAUCCCCCCAUACCCCCCUCAACGAACCCCCUUCCCCCACGGAUUGCUGGGUGGAACCGGAGUACCCAAAGGUCCUCAGGACCCCGUGUUCAGAUGAAGCUCAUCGCCCAAUCUUUCCUCCCCCAAAAUCUCGAAUCCGAACCCCUUUCGAUGUGGCAUCCUUGAUCGCAGAUGUUACCCCGUCGUUCACAGACGAAUCCUCGAAAUGGCGGAACGACAGAAAAUCCUUAUCUUAUAAUGAAAGCGAAACAGGCCCUUUGGACAAGCCAGACAACUGUGUCCGAAUCAAGGAAACAAAAUACCUGCGAGAGUUUCUUGGCGACUUCCUGUCAUGGCUGACACUGGACCACGAGAUGCAGAUUCUGCCGAAAACAGGUCUUCUUCCGGAUCCUCUGCAUACACCCUCAUUUCACGACAUCGGCCGUCAAGAUGACAUUCAUCCUUGUAACUGUGCGCGAUGCCGCGGCCACGACGACUCGUCUCCCUCUGACCACAGUUCCGUUCACUCCGGCGACAUGGGGUCCAAGAUCCUCUCUGGGGGUCUCUCCGAACCAAAAGAAAGAACAUUUUCGUGUAAAGAGUGCGGCAAGUCGUUCAAGAGAUCGUCUACUCUGUCCACGCACAUGUUGAUUCACAGUGACACUCGACCAUACCCGUGCCCUUACUGUGGUAAACGAUUCCAUCAAAAGUCGGACAUGAAAAAACACACGUAUAUUCAUACUGGCGAGAAACCUCACAAGUGUACCAUAUGUGGAAAAGCAUUCAGCCAGUCGUCCAACCUGAUAACACACAGUCGGAAACACACUGGAUACAAGCCGUUCUCUUGCUCACAGUGUGGACGGGCAUUCCAGAGAAAAGUGGAUUUGAGGCGCCAUCUUGAAAUCAGCAGCCACCACUAAGGGAGAUCACUAUCAGUUAAAGACUUGAAUUGCCCCCCUUUAAUUCCCAACGACUUUGCUGCAAGAGGCUUGUAGUGGGCUGUUCAGAUUACAGGCCCAAUGACGUCACAACAGACUCCGUGAUGAUGAUGUCCUGGACGUUAUUACGACGGCUGCGACUACGGAAAAUAUGACAAACAAAUGACAUAAGUCCUAACUGCAUAUUUUGUGCACACCACAAAAAGACGUCAUGUACUGGUCAACCAAGGACACAAAUAUAAGACGUUUUUCAGAUUGGAUUGAAUCUGGGGAAUAGCGUAUUUCGUUCAGAAAGGGCAGGUAUUAAGAGGCCCGGUGAAGGGGUACGGGUUUGAAGUCAGGAACAAAUUUGAACUGUUCAGAUACAGCUUCGCAUCAUAAAACGCAAGAAAUAAACACUGGGGCUAUAAGUAAAGUGUAAAGUUAAAAAGUGCGCGCCGGGCUAUGAUUACAAGACAUACGGUUUAUAUAGAAAACCCCGUUAAUCCAGAUCCAUGCCUGCAGAGAUUCUUCCAGGGAACUACAUAUACUGAAAGGGACAAUAUUCCCUUACAGGAUUCCUUAAUCCGUGGAUCUGUUCAUCUGUACGGUUUCCAUGGUUACCGUUCGGAUUAAAGGGGUUUCACUUUUGUUUUCGAAUCAACUUUGCUUACGCUUGUUAUUUGCCAGGUGCAUCUGCAAUAUCUUCAGACAUAUUGUAAAACACCCAGUGUUAAAAAUCACCCACUUUUAAAUUUUAAUUCAUAUUCUAUUUUUUUUCUUUUAACUUCCAGAUAUUUUAGAAUAGAAAUGGAAUGCUUCUGUCUGUCACCAAGACAUAUUUCCUCCUAACUCAAAUCCACUUUUUCUUUUAAAACUCUCACAAAACAUUAUUCUGUCAAACAAAUAUAUCAAGAUUACAGACUGUUUCUUUUAAUCGAUUUCACAACGUCUGGAUUCUCGUAUUGUGGAUAAAUGUCUUGUGAUUUAUUUAUGCCACGUCCGUCACGUUUCUGAUAGACCUUUGCCUCUAAAAUUCUUAUAUUCACAUUGGAGUGUUAGCGAUAUGUAUUCAUUAUGAAAGCAAAUAUUCUUUACAGAACGAUAGCAAACGUCAAGCUAGUAAUGGUCGGCAAGAGAUUUCUAAAAUGUUUAGCAAUGAAUAUUUCUAUUGAUCGCUAGGGGUCGUUUGCCUAUUUGUCAGUGUCGGUUAGGAAUUCUAAACGGUUUUUGAAUCUCAAAUAUUGAAAAGAGCGAUCAGAUUUUCAAAGAUUCCAGGCUAAUUAGCAAUUCACAUUUGUCAAAAACGAUAUAGUCGCUGUAUCACGUUAGCCUAUAUGAUAUUAUGAAGUUUUUUUCUCUUGAAAUCGACAAAUGUUAAUGGGAAUAUUUAACCGAUAAAUUGGAAAGAGUAUACGCGUAUGGUAUCACAUUGACGUUCAAAUUGUGAAUCGUUUACUAUUCAUACUGAGUAUUGCUUUAUAAAGCCCAGUACUGUCACAUAUGUGACCUGUAUCAUAAUUUCGUUUUACUGAAUAUUUUUCAUGCAAUAAUUUAUUUUCCUUUUUUUUUGCACAGAAUGGAAUUUAAAUUUAAAAACAGUUUAGUCGGUUAAAUAUUAAUAUCAGAAACAUAAGAAAUACACGUGUCCAUGCAGGCUUUACCUUGCCGAGACUACAUGACGUUAAGGAGUGAGAUGUAGUCAUGAUGUUAAUGAGUGAGAUCUAGUCAUGACGUAAGGAGUGAGAUCUAGUCAUGACGUCAGGAGUGAGAUCUAGUCAUGACGUUAAUGAGUGAGAUCUAGUCAUGACGUUAUGGAGUGGGAUCUAGUCAUGACAUUAGGGCAUGAGAUCUAGUCAUGACGUUAAGGAAUAAUAUCUAGUCAUGACGUUAAGGAGUGAGAUCUAGUCAUCACGUUACGGGGUGAGAUCUAGUCAUGGCGUUAAGGAAUGAGAUCUAGUCAUGACGUUAUGGAUUGAGAUCUAGUCAUGACGUUAAGGAGUGAGAUCUAGUCGUGACGUUAAAGAAUGAGACCUAGUCAUGACGUUAAGGAAUGAGAUUUAGUCAUGACGUUAUGGAGUGAGAUCUAGUCAUGAAAUUUGCAGUGAGAGUGAGAUCUAGUCAUGACGUUAUGGAGUGAGAUCUAGUCAUGACGCCAAGGAGUGAGAUCUAGUCAUUUACCCAACGUUUGACCCCCAGAAACUUGUGCGUAUAAACGAGGUUCAUUAUUAGUCGUUAUUGCCCCGAUGUUAGCAGUGCACCUGCCUUUAUAGCUGUUGUUUUUGUUAUUACAAUCUAUGUUUUAUGCCAUCUGUGGUAUUUUGAUGAUCUCUAAUUGUAUAUACAUCUGUACAUAUUUUUUAAGUUAUUUGAAUAAAAAAUAAAUGAAAAA
This is a messenger RNA of Haliotis rubra (blacklip abalone), 3488 nucleotides long. Its product is annotated as zinc finger protein 90-like. Lineage: Eukaryota; Metazoa; Mollusca; Gastropoda; Lepetellida; Haliotidae. The record is from RefSeq and is a predicted model, not a curated record. Gene Ontology annotation, molecular function: RNA polymerase II cis-regulatory region sequence-specific DNA binding; DNA-binding transcription factor activity. Gene Ontology annotation, biological process: regulation of transcription by RNA polymerase II. The transcript has 4 exons. Bases 158 to 1099 code for a protein of 313 amino acids.